ACCUGACAUAUCAUUAUUCAACCAAAGCCGUCCCACCUGUUUCAUCCAGACUAUACAGCUGAAGCUACCUGGACAGAUUGUCAGGAUAACACAUGGAUAUAUCACUCGUCUAGCCUGGAUAACACAUGGAUAUAUCACUGGUACAGCCUGGAUAACAUGUGGAUAUAUCAUUCAUAUAGUCUUGGGUAACAUGGAUAUAUCACUGGUAUAGCCCGGACAACACAUGGAUAUAUAACUGGUAUAGCCUUGAUAACACAUGGAUAUAUAACUAGUCUAGCCUGGAUAACCGUAAUAUACUGAGUCAGAAGAAAACUGUUUCCCCUCAAGACUGUUACACAAUCUUACCGCCGGACUUUGAAGUGGUCACAAGCAUUCAUCUUAUUUCCGAACCGUGCAACAACCAUGUUGUCAAAGUCAAUAACUUCCAUUUGAUCGCAGUCCAUCUGAAGGCCAUCGCAGCAUAACAGGCAGAAGACAUGAGACAGUGUUGACAGCACAGCCGGAGAUGACAAGACUAGUUACAAUCAAAAUGCUGCCCACUAAUGGCCGAGAACUGCAUCUCAAGAGGAAGGUUACAUAACGGACAAGAAGUGAUUAGCCAGAAUAGGGAGGAGUGAUUUGACAAGGAAACAAUUCACACUUUUUAGAGAAACAAUUUGAGAAAAGUGUGUUGUGAUUUAAAUACUAUUUGUUUAAGUCUUAAACUGAACAAUGGUCAAUACACAACUUCUCUUCACAUGAAAAUAAUUCAAUUUUAAAAAUUCUGUCACUUGGACUCAACUCCUGUCACAAGCUUAAGCUAGGAACAGUGGUUUCCUUUAAGUUGCAAACUACGACUUCAGGCAAGAUUCAUUCUCAUUACCAAGGAAUUAGGAGCUGGGAGGUGUGUGUAUUUGUUGCAUUGUUUAAUUGAUCUGCUGUCUGCAUCAACAAACACGCGUCUAGACACUGCUUCUCUCUGUUGAACCUUCAAAACAAGGGAGCAGACGGACAACUUAUAUCUCAUUUUCAUCUUCUACAACGAAUUAACAGAAAUUCUUCCUCUCCAGUGGACUGAUCCUGAAGCUCUUGUGAACAAUUUACCUGCAUAUUUCUCACAGGGAUGGGAUUCAGUUUUGUGCAUUACAGCUGAGUGAUUAAUCCAGGCAACGUCAGCAUUAUCCUACUCUCCGUCCAUACUCUCCAACAAACCAGCGUGACUGCAAGGGAAUAUCUUGGUUUACAUUAUUUACAAAGUGACCCCGGAAAUCACAAGUGUAGUAUGAACAAAUGCCACCCCACACCUGAAUCAUUUGGCGUCUGCUUACACUAGUGUCCAACUAGGUGAUAUAUCUGACCAUACGUCCUUUGGGUGGCAGCCUGCAGGUCAGUAAUUAAACAACAUGGAGAUUACUUCAGUGAGCGUCUGCCCGUGUGGGGAGGAUGGGGAUGAAGCGUGUAUACAGUGAGACACAUCUGACCCUGCUCCGUGGCCCUCCCCGUCAGCCAGGAGAGUAAACCCCAUGUUAUAUGCACCUGACCACAUUCUUAACUCAGUGCACAACUUCAUUAUUUGCUUCGCGCUCAAGUGAGUGUUCCUACUUCAGGAAUAGUGAAAAUUGGCGAGUGUUCAAACCUGCCGAUCAUGUAGUGGCAAUCAUCACCACUUCCUGUAAAGUUACGUCUGCUAGAUAAAAUGACCCGGAUACCUAUACACCUAUGCUUGCUCCUGGCAGCUAGUUAUUUCUCCCUAGCUGUUGCCUUCACUCUGAAGCAAGAUGUAGAGGCAGACGGACAGACACAAGGUGCGAGGAGACUCCACAGGAUAAGGAGCAGCGACCAUGAAGAGCAGAGGCUUCCUAUAGUACAGGAUCAUGAGUCACAACACAGGCAGGCUGCCCAUAAUCAACAAACUUUCCAACAGGUCCACGACAGGGAAGUUAAAUCCAAAGAUAGACAACAGUCUGAUUGGGACUUCACUCCCACUGACUACAGAGAACAUAAGUUCGAAAAUAGCCGGAGGGUUUUAAGAGCUGAGAAUUCGAUAUAUCAAGAUGAGGAAUAUGAAAUAGGGCAUUCCGAAGCUUUGUCCCAGGACGUCCGGAAGAGGGACAUACUGUCUAGUGUACCUAAGAUGGUGGUUGUAGUCUCUACCACUGUAGCAGCUUUCUUUGGUAUGUGUGUAAUGGCAGCCAUAUUUCAGUGUUGCUGCCGUAAGAAGCGCACCACAUCGGAGGCAGAAGAUGCAGAUGCUAUUAAGGCUGAGAAAGAAGAAAAACAGAAGUCAAAAUCACCCUCCCCGGAAAAGGAUACCACAAAACCAGAGGAGUUGGAAGAAAAAACAGAAAAUGACAAAUUGCUGGAAGAUGAUGAUUUGGGUGAUUUUUCUGUCGUCUUGAGAGAAACAGAGAUACUGAAGUCUUUCAGAAAACCUCCACCUCCAAAGAACCGAGCCAGAGCGAGUCGGGCUCCUCGAGUGAAGGCCGCAGCUUCCAAGGAAGAUGGCUUCGCACUGAUAAAAGAAGAAGCUGAAGGCAGUAUUAAAAGUAAAUCUGGAUCUCAGCGCAGUUCUCCUGAGAAGAAAGACAGCAAGGAUGAACUCUGUGAACCGACCAAACAGGAGGAAAAGCGGAAUUCAUUUGAGGCGGCCAAACUAAUAGUGGACAGCAUGUUUGCUGAGGUGAGGGACAAAAGGGAGACAACUCCUGUAGUGGUUGAGCCAGAGACGCCAUCCAAGGAGGUGCCAGAAGAGCCUAAGGUGAAGAGCGUUCAGUCUAAUGGAGGGAAUAUAUUUAUGCAAAUAGAUCCGACUGUGAAAAUAGAAGAUCCCAGUGAGAAGAAGACCAGUAAAAUUCCUGUCAGAUCUUCGCCCCAGUCCUCCCCUCCCACGUCCUCCAAAGAAGGGGCCAGUCUCAGACCAACCAGCGCCAACAAGGAGCAGAGGAAGUUUUUGGUUCCUUCAGUGCACGGGGAACAGAUGGACCAACUUGUUAAAUCUCUGAAAACGAGGUUAAAAGAAGACAAGCCCCCAACUUGCCAGAGUGCUCGGAACCUGGCCACAAACAAGGUGGUGCCCUCAGGGAGUGAUGAUGACAUGGAGCCUCAAAGUCGAGAACGAUCUCAUUCUGACCCUACAAAGAAUCUGCUUGGCGUGAAGCAGACGCAUGUCUGACUGCCCGGAGGAUCCCCACGUGCCCAUAGACUACUCCUGUCAAUGUCGCUGUAGACAUAUCAUUGUGAUAUCCAGUGCCUUGAGAACAAUCAUGUGACACCAUAUUGGUCUCAGACAUCAGUCUGGAUCGGAAACAAUACUGUCUGGAUUACCCCACUUUCAUUUCUAAAAUCUAAACCUUCAAGGUAAAUAACAUAUCAUACAGAUAUAACUACUUGCAGAUCAAUGCAAGAAAGUGUCAAUGUAACAAAUCCAAACCAGGGCCCGGUUUCACAAAGCAAUCUUAGUACCACAGCUGUAGUAAUGUCCAAAAGACUUGAGUUACAACUCUUAACAGCAAGAUCGCUUCGAAAGUCACACAAAACUGCUUCUGGUUUGUUUUUUGUAAAGCAAUCAUACUGCUACAACUGUUGAAGUCUACAUCUAAGGGUAGAGUUAUGACUGACAUAACAGUAAGCCUGCUGUUGGAAACAGACUCAACCAAACAAAGGCUGACAAGUCACAACACUCAGAAACAAACAUAAAUGUUGGUGACAACAUCUUUGUGAAAUCUUAGUGUUACAACUGUCGUCGGUGUACAUUUUUAAGUAUAAGUUAUGACAAUUGUAGCAGCAAGACUGUUUUACGAAACAGAUCCAACCUGGAAAUGGCUUGCCUCACUUAGCUCCAGUUAGAAAAGAUAAUUAAUUGAACGUCAGAGAACGUCUGAAAGCAUGUAGUGUAGUCCCGUAGAUCUGCAGCCGUGCAUCAAGCGUCCAAUGAAAGCGGCUGGCCAAACACUGACUCAGGCACAUGUUAAGCAUUAUUGGCGUGAGAGUCGGCAGAUGGAAUGAUAGGGCUACCUUACUGUUACGCCAUUGUUGACAUCAUAUAUACCCAUUGUUACCAUGGUUACUUCAGUUAAUUGUGUUAAGUUUGUAUGACAGUUUGUUUGUUGUCUUGCUCAUCCCAUCAUUUCCUGCUGCCUGAAAUAUUGGGGCCUAGUCAGUACUAUUGCUAGCAUCCUGUUAACGCAAACCACCACUGCAAAGGGAGAUAACUGGUGGUAUUGUCAAACUGGAAGUUGAAAUAACAUUUCUUCUGUAUAAUAGUUCCAAGAAAAGAAGAAGAAAAAUGCACACAAAUCUGUUGAAGGAAAAUAUUUCUCAAAGAAGUAAAAACAUUCAGUAUGUGGAAACUAGCAAGAAAAUAAGUCCACUAGAUAUUAAAGAUGAACUUGACCCUCGAAAUCAGAUAGCUUUUACUGUUUAUUAUCCUCAACACCACAAAACUCAGUCAUUGGUCUUAUUUUCUUCUGUCUUUAUGUAGAAGUGCUAUUAACAAUUGUGUUGAUCUGUGUUGAAACAUGUUGACGACAACCUUGUGAUCUACAGUGCUGUAUAUGAUAGAGAUGAUUGACAGGUGUCAAAAUAUUCUGCCAAAACAUGCAUGUUCACUUGACAUAAAUCUAUUUCUUGAUUUCCUGACAUCACAGAAUCUUGUGUUUCAUAAAAUCAUAACCAGAAAUACACAACAAUGUCACAAACUCAGAUUAGAAAUUACAAAUAAGUAAGCAUGGAAACUCCUGCAAUCAAAUGUCUUGGUACAUCAUAAAAUACCAAACUUGAUCUCAACCUUUCCCACAUCUACACGUCAUGCAGACACUGUGCAAUACUCCUGCGCGAGUUGCAGUACGAACCUAUGCAAGACAUACCUGACCAGGUCACAUGACUACUGACUAUGUCCACUGCUAUCGAUGUGAUGUACAUAGCACUGUUUCCCUCUCUCGGUUGACAGGAUGUUUUGCUUGUUAUUCGCAAGUAGGUCAACUACUUAAGCUUGUACAGAAUAUGGUGUAUUUUUUAAACCAUUAUAAUGGUGCCUUACCAACUAAAUAAACUUGGUUAACUCA
Haliotis rufescens (red abalone) is the source of this 5042-nucleotide messenger RNA. Its product is annotated as stress response protein NST1-like. Lineage: Eukaryota; Metazoa; Mollusca; Gastropoda; Lepetellida; Haliotidae. The coding region runs from base 1676 to 3151 and encodes 491 amino acids. The transcript is spliced from 10 exons. The record is from RefSeq and is a predicted model, not a curated record.